Messenger RNA from Ochlerotatus camptorhynchus, 2130 nucleotides. RefSeq names its product heat shock 70 kDa protein cognate 4-like. Gene Ontology annotation, cellular component: plasma membrane; cytosol; cytoplasm. Bases 152 to 2101 code for a protein of 649 amino acids. NCBI's taxonomy places the organism in Eukaryota, Metazoa, Arthropoda, Insecta, Diptera, Culicidae. The transcript has 3 exons. The record is from RefSeq and is a predicted model, not a curated record. Gene Ontology annotation, molecular function: ATP binding; ATP-dependent protein folding chaperone.
AAACGUUGAACAGAUCAGAUCGCAAUUUUGAAUAUUUUAAAGACACCAUUCAAAAGCGAAUUUUUUUUAUCCACUCCUUUGUUGUAGAAAAGUGUGAAAAAUCCGGGGAGAAGUUACUUGAAAGAGCAAUUAACAAAGACAUCAGAUAGAUAUGGCCAAGAUUCCAGCGGUUGGUAUUGACCUGGGCACGACGUACUCCUGCGUUGGUGUGUUCCAGCAUGGCAAGGUGGAUAUUAUUGCCAACGAUCAGGGUAACCGAACCACGCCGUCCUAUGUGGCCUUCACCGAUACCGAGCGUUUGAUCGGCGAUGCCGCCAAGAACCAAGUGGCCAUGAACCCGAAUAAUACUAUUUUUGAUGCCAAACGUUUGAUUGGUCGCAAGUUUGACGAUGCAACCGUACAGGCUGACAUGAAGCAUUGGCCGUUCGAGGUGAUCAGCGAUGGUGGCAAGCCGAAGCUGCAGGUCGAAUACAAAGGUGAAAAGAAGAGCUUCUUUCCCGAGGAAGUCUCAUCGAUGGUGUUGGUCAAGAUGAAGGAAACCGCCGAGGCAUACCUGGGAAUCAAGAUUGCCAACGCUGUCAUCACCGUGCCGGCUUACUUCAACGAUUCGCAGCGUCAGGCUACGAAGGAUGCUGGAGCAAUUUCCGGGCUGAACGUGUUACGUAUCAUCAACGAACCGACGGCGGCUGCGAUCGCAUACGGUUUGGACAAGAAAGGAUCCGGUGAAAGGAAUGUUCUGAUCUUUGAUCUGGGUGGCGGUACCUUUGAUGUGUCAGUUCUGACCAUCGAGGAUGGCAUUUUCGAGGUGAAGUCUACGGCUGGUGAUACCCAUUUGGGUGGCGAAGAUUUCGACAAUAGAAUGGUGAGCCAUUUUGUGGAGGAAUUCAAGAGGAAGCAUAAAAAGGACUUCUCAAGCAACAAGCGUGCAUUGAGACGCCUGCGUACGGCUUGUGAGCGAGCAAAGCGUACUUUGUCUGCUUCCACCCAGGCUAGCAUUGAAAUUGACUCACUGUAUGAGGGUAUUGAUUUCUAUACUUCGAUGACCCGAGCCCGUUUCGAAGAAUUGAACUCUGAUCUGUUCCGUGAUACAAUGGAACCGGUAGCCAAGGCUCUGCGUGAUGCCAAGAUGGACAAGAGCAGCAUUAACGAUAUUGUCCUAGUUGGUGGCUCAACUCGUAUCCCCAAGGUGCAGAAACUGCUGCAGGACUUUUUCAACGGUAAGGAAUUGAACAAGUCUAUCAACCCGGAUGAAGCUGUUGCUUACGGCGCAGCGGUUCAGGCUGCCAUCCUACAGGGUGAUACAUCGGAAGCUGUUCAGGACUUGCUGCUUCUGGACGUCACUCCAUUGUCUCUUGGUAUUGAGACUGCUGGAGGUGUAAUGACCGUGCUGAUCAAACGUAACACCACCAUUCCAACCAAGCAAACUCAGACCUUUACUACAUACUCGGAUAACCAGCCGGGUGUAUUGAUUCAGGUCUAUGAAGGCGAACGUGCUAUGACCAAGGACAACAACUUGUUGGGCAAGUUCGAGCUUAGUGGAAUUCCUCCAGCACCCAGAGGUGUUCCCCAGAUUGAGGUAACGUUCGAUCUCGAUGCCAACGGUAUCAUGAACGUUUCCGCUAUUGAGAAAUCGACAAACAAGGAAAAUCGCAUCACCAUCACAAACGACAAGGGACGUUUAAGCAAGGAGGACAUUGACCGUAUGGUCAACGAAGCCGAGAAGUUCCGUAAUGAAGAUGAUAAGCAAAAGGAGAAGAUUAGUGCCAAGAAUUCUCUGGAGUCGUACUGCUUCAACAUGAAGUCUACGAUGGAAGAUGCAAACAUCAAGGACAAAAUUCCUGAAUCAGAUAAGACCAUGAUUACCGACAAGUGCAAUGAUACCAUUGCUUGGCUGGAUGCUAAUCAGACUGCUGAGAAAGAAGAGUUUGAACACAAACAGAAGGAACUGGAAGCUGUGUGCAAUCCGAUCAUUCAGAAGCUGUACCAGAGUGCUGGUGGUAUGCCAGGAGGUAUGCCAGGAGGUAUGCCCGGAGGUACGCGAGGUGCUGGUGGACCUCCACCGACCGGAGGGGCUGGACCAACCAUUGAGGAAGUCGACUAAACUUUUCUUUUAAAAGGAGGAAAUUCUUU